Molecule: messenger RNA, 965 nt
Organism: Cyanistes caeruleus (blue tit)
Lineage: Eukaryota; Metazoa; Chordata; Aves; Passeriformes; Paridae
Gene: TGFB1
Product: transforming growth factor beta 1
Biological process (GO): regulation of cell population proliferation; transforming growth factor beta receptor signaling pathway
Cellular component (GO): extracellular region
Molecular function (GO): cytokine activity; growth factor activity
Source: RefSeq, a predicted model, not a curated record
AGAUUCGCCAUGGAGAGCCCCGGGGACGGCGAGGCCGAGCGCUGGCGCCCCACCCCACAGAGCCUCUUCUUCGUGUUCAACGCCUCGCGCGUGCGGGCCGGGCUGGGCCGGGCCGAGCUGAGCCGCGCCGAGCUGAGGAUGCUGCGCCAGGGGACACCGGGGACAGCGCCGGGGACAGCGGGGACAGCCACGACAGCCCUGGGGACCGAGCAGAGAGUCGAGCUCUACCAGGGCUUCGGGAACUCCUCCUGGCGUUACCUCCAGGGCCGUUCCGUCCGUGUCACGGCCGAGGACGAGUGGCUCUGGUUCGACGUCACCGACACCGUCCAGCAGUGGCUGCACAGCUCCGAGCCGCUGGGGCUGUUCCGGCUCAGUGUUCACUGCCCCUGCGAGCACGGCGCCGGCGCCGAGCCCACCCUGAGGAUCAGCAUCGAAGGGUUCGAGCAGCCCCGUGGGGACAUGCAGAGCAUCGCGCGCCGGCACCGCCGCGUCCCGCACGUCCUGGCCAUGGCACUGCCGGCCGAGCGCGCCCAGGCCCUGCACGGACACCGCCAGCGGCGUGGGCUGGACGGACAGACCUGCGGGGGGCCGGGGGAGCAGAGCUGCUGCGUGCGGCCGCUGUACAUCGACUUCCGCCGGGACCUGCAGUGGAAAUGGAUCCACGAGCCCCGUGGCUACAUGGCCAACUUCUGCGGGGGGCCCUGCCCUUACAUCUGGAGCGCCGACACGCACCACAGCACGGUGCUGGCGCUCUACAACCUGCACAACCCCGGCGGCUCGGCGGCGCCGUGCUGUGUCCCGCAGAGCCUGGAGCCGCUGCCCAUCGUUUACUACGUGGGGCGUAAGGCGCGCGUGGAGCAGCUCUCGGGGAUGGUGGUCAGCGCCUGCACCUGCAGCUGACCCCAAAACCCUCGGUUCUCGCCCCAAAAUCCCCCCGGGACUGCCAAAAAACGUUAUUUAAUUUC